GGCUGAUGUUCCGCUGAAACUCCUCUGACAACAUUAAUGUACCUAAGAGGCAAACUCAGACAUCUAGUAACGUUGUGCAAGGAUUGCUUUUUUCUUGUUUGUAAAUAAGGAGCUGUUGUCUUUUUAAGGGGUUUGAAUCUACUCUAAACUGUUGUUCCCCACCACAGAAUCCGUGUUUCUUGUUGUGAACUUGUAAACAAGUGUAGUAGGGUUUUACAAAGUAGUCCGGGGUCUUUGCAACUCCUUUGCAACAGCGUGAUCAAAAUGUCUCGAUCGCCUUCUCAAGGAUCAAAUAAGCCACCACGGAGUGGGGGACAAUCAGCCUCUCGACAAUCUGAUAAAGUGGCAUUGCAAUCUGCAAAAUCAAGUUCUGGUAAACACUCGGCUUUAUCAGUGGUUGAGUCUGUGGUAAAUCCAAAUCAUAAUCCAUUCACCAUUCCACAUGAUAAUGAUGUAUUUAUGCUACGAGACAAAGAGAGACAGAAAAAGAAACAGGAAAGAAUCCAGCAGCGAAGUUUAAAGGUGCAUGAAAAGACAACAUACACAUCACGUGUCAAUGCCAAAACAGCUGCAAUGAGGAAAAUAGGUGACGACAAUGAAGAUGACUUUGUUGAAGAGGAGAAAAAGAAAGACAAGGAUGGAGUGAUUGCAGUCAAAGAUGACCCUCAAUUUACAUUGGCAAUUACAAGAGAUCGCCAUGUGGAGAAAGAAAAUCUGGCAGAUUUCAUUUCUAAGAAAAGGGAGAUGUUUCUAGUCCAGUAUUCUUUAGGUGUGAAGCGUGAUGAAAUGAGGAAACUGGAAGAAAUUGCCCAGGCAGAAGAAAAGAAGCUUGAACUUGCUGAGCAGUACCUUGAAGAAGAUGCUGCAAUGUUUGAUGAGUUUUUAAAAGAAAAUGACAAAAACUCAGUUGAAGCUAUCAAAAUAGCUGAGGCUGAAACAAAGCUUAAACUUGAAAAAGUGGCUGAGAUUAAAAAAAUAAAUGCUCAAAUGAUGGCAAUAAAGAGUGAAAUAUCUAAAAAUGAGGACACUCUCAAAGAGUAUAUGUUGUACAAACAGUUCCUGGAUUCCCUUACUCCACAGGAGUGGAAAGAUGAUAAGAGAAAAGCCAAAGAGGAGAAAAAGAAGGCAAAACAGAGGGACAAAAGCUCAGUAUCAAAAAAGAGAAUUUCCAUAAUCAGCUCUGACAGAAACUCCAGUCGUGGUAGCCGUAAAGAAAGUAGGGCCAGCUCUAAAUUAGCGGGAAGUCCUUUAGUGAAGAUGCAAAGGAGUGAUGCAGAAGACAGUCCAGCCUCUGUUUACGAAACUGACGAAGAGGAGAGCGAUACUGAGCCAGACUUGUUUUUUGGCGAUCCUCAGCAGCUUCUUGACAUCUUUGCCGAACUAGAAGAACAAAAUUUAUCUCUGAUUCAGAACAGUCAAGAAACCGAAGAAGCCCUGGAGGAACUUCGACAGACAAUUAAACAGACGCAGGAACGAAUGAACCGCGAAACAGAAAUUCUCAAAGGUCAGAUAGACUUUUUGAAUGAUGCCAUAAACAGAGAGGAAGAGAGAGCAAAGGAACUGGAAAUGAAAUCAAAAAUGUUCUCAUAUGGAGAAUUUAAAGCAGAAGACCAGGAAAAAAUGCUUCAAACGUUGAACAAGAAAGUCGAAGAGGUUUAUCGGAAUUGUAUAGGAGAUAACGAAGCCAACAUAAGCACCCUUCAGAUGCUGACCAAUAUUGAAAAUCGCCUGGAAGAGCUUUUUGAACAAAUCGAAGUUAUGCCACCGGACCGAGUGGAAAUGGCAGAAAAGGCAAAAGAGAAAGAUCGACGCUUACGUCUUCGUGAAGAGAAAAUGGAACUACAAAGACUGCAUCAAGAGGACCGUGUGAGGAGAGCCCUAGAACGAGCUCAAGCUGAGCCGAAGAAAAAGACUGGUAAACCACUGAUGUUCCGCUCAGAACCACCGCAGACGCGAAGAAAGCAGCAGGAUGCCGACAAGAAACAAGACAAAGAGGAAGAGGAACUGAAAUAUUUUUUUACAUAAAACUCUCAACAGCUGUAGACUCCUUGAAAUUUGUUUCUUGCAAAAAAAUAAAUUUUUGUUUGUAUUGAACCAACUGGGACGCGAAACAAAACAAAGUCACACGAGUUCGAGAUAAUUUGUCACUGGCUUUGAUUUAAAUCAAACUUUUGUAAAUUGUAUAUACAUGCAUGUGAAAUGUUUAAUAAACAACAAGCAAAUCUAUGGUCCUAUUGCACCAUUACAA
Pocillopora verrucosa is the source of this 2248-nucleotide messenger RNA. RefSeq names its product cilia- and flagella-associated protein 100. NCBI's taxonomy places the organism in Eukaryota, Metazoa, Cnidaria, Anthozoa, Scleractinia, Pocilloporidae. The record is from RefSeq and is a predicted model, not a curated record.